This is a messenger RNA of Chelmon rostratus (copperband butterflyfish), 11123 nucleotides long. Its product is annotated as serine/threonine-protein kinase WNK2-like. The transcript is spliced from 30 exons. Gene Ontology annotation, molecular function: protein serine/threonine kinase activity; chloride channel inhibitor activity; ATP binding. Gene Ontology annotation, cellular component: cytoplasm; cytosol. Bases 763 to 8763 code for a protein of 2666 amino acids. Lineage: Eukaryota; Metazoa; Chordata; Actinopteri; Chaetodontiformes; Chaetodontidae. The record is from RefSeq and is a predicted model, not a curated record. Gene Ontology annotation, biological process: positive regulation of potassium ion import across plasma membrane; monoatomic ion homeostasis; protein phosphorylation.
UUAUUGGACGGUCCCUCCGGUCGUUACCAGGGGCGUGGAAGCGAGCGAGCUGAAUGGGAAACACAUUUGUGUGCCUCGUCGCUGCUUUAACCUAACGAGGAGAGGCGAUGACAGGCGAGAACAGUCGUCCUCGUGAAUUAAUUGGCGAGCGGACGACCGGCAAACUGAAAUUCCCCGUGUCUUGAAGCGGCCUUACUGGUCUUUAACUACACGCUCCGCAUACAGCAGCCGCGGAGAGACUCGGCAUCGUUAGCUGCUGUAUCUGCAACCGAAGAGAAGGAUGCGACGACUUGAAAGGAGAUAAAUAUAACAUUUUUUUUUCCUCGCCAGUAAGGGGUCGGUGUUCAGUUAGGACAGACUGAGUUUAAUCUGAAUUUCUGUGUGGUCAUUUGGGUGGCGCUUGUGCGUGAAAAUGCUGAUAAUGUGCAGACAGGGCGUUUUAAAGUCCACCUUUCUGCCGUUGACAAUCGGCUAACGUUAGCGAGGUUCUUCUACCACAAACCUGGCAGGUCCGCCCGUGUCGUGUAUCGCUAGCGUGACUUUAGCCGAGCUUUGGUCGAUUUCCUUCGCUUUUUGAACGAGCCCUUGAUAUCGGAUGAAAUCUGGUCUAUGUCAUCCAUCCCGGCGUUGUUAGGGGCCUCUGCUGGCAAACUGCGUCACCGAGUGGGCGCUGCAGGUACUCAUCUCUAAAUCUGCGUGUUGGGAAGUCUGGCCAUGGCACGAAUGACCUGGAAGCCAAAGUGACUGAACUUUUAAAUCACCAUGGAGCCGGAGGCGAAUCCCAACUCCGAGCCCCACCAAGAACUGAAAUAUCCAUCUGUCCCCAACUCUCAGUGUGAACUGGCCGUGAAUAUGUAUGAGGCCAUGGGUGAUGGAAAUGUCAAGCUUGUGGACUCAGUAGUGAGAGGUGGGAGUGACCCCAGUGCAUACCCUUCCUCCAGUUAUCACAGGAAUGUGCAUCAAAGAUUCAUCAGGAGGAGUCUGUGGUUCUCCGACAACGAUGAGCAGGCCUUUGAGGCACCUGAGUGCGAUAACAGGAGCAAGAUCCUGAACAUAAACCUGCGAACAAUAGUGGACAGGACACGGGGGACUAGUUGCGGGAUACAGGAAGGGUCCAGCACUGAAAGUCAAGGUGGGCAGAAAGACAGUGCGACAGAGAGCGCCAGUGCCGAUGAGGAGAAGGAGAAAGGUGGAGGUGCGUUAAAUCUUACAUGCAGCGAUGCUGGGAAAGCCUCUAUCAAGGCAGCCAGUGAGGAGAACGAGGAGGAGGCGGAGAUGAAAGCAGUCUCCACAUCUCCGGGAGGAAGAUUCCUCAAAUUUGACAUCGAGCUGGGUAGAGGAUCCUUCAAGACGGUCUACAAGGGCCUGGAUACUGAGACUUGGGUGGAAGUUGCCUGGUGUGAGCUGCAGGAUCGUAAGCUGUCAAAAGUGGAACGUCAGCGCUUUAAGGAGGAGGCAGAGAUGUUGAAGGGCCUUCAACAUCCCAACAUUGUCCGUUUCUAUGACUUUUGGGAGUCACCCCUUAAAGGGAAGAAGUGCAUUGUUUUAGUAACAGAGCUCAUGACUUCAGGAACACUAAAAACCUAUCUUAAGCGCUUCAAAGUAAUGAAGCCCAAAGUGCUGCGGAGCUGGUGCAGACAGAUCCUGAAAGGCCUUCACUUUCUCCACACCAGGACCCCUCCGAUCAUACAUAGGGACCUCAAAUGUGAUAACAUCUUUAUCACUGGGCCUACAGGCUCUGUCAAGAUAGGGGAUUUAGGGCUGGCAACACUCAAGGCAGCGUCCUUUGCUAAGAGCGUCAUAGGCACCCCAGAGUUCAUGGCUCCAGAGAUGUAUGAGGAACACUAUGAUGAGGCCGUGGAUGUCUACGCCUUUGGCAUGUGCAUGCUAGAGAUGGCCACCUCAGAGUACCCCUACUCCGAGUGUCAGAAUGCUGCACAGAUAUACCGCAAAGUCACUAGUGGAGUGAAGCCGGCCAGCUACAACAAGGUCAUGGAUCCUGAAAUCAAGGAGAUUAUUGGGGAGUGUAUCUGCCAAAAGAAAGAGGAGCGGUACACCAUCAAGGACCUGCUGAACCAUGCUUUCUUUGCUGAGGACACAGGUGUAAGGGUGGAGCUAGCUGAGGAGGAUGAUGGGAAAAAGGCCUCAAUAGCCCUGAAACUGUGGGUGGAAGACCACAAGAAGUUAAAAGGGAAGUACAAGGAGAGUGGAGCCAUCGAGUUCACAUUUGAUCUGGAAAAGGAGGUCCCUGAGGUUGUGGCACAAGAGAUGGUGGAGUCUGGCUUCUUCCACGAGAGUGAUGCUAAGAUUGUGGGAAAGUCAAUCAGGGACCGUGUGGCACUGAUCAAAUGGAGAAGGGAGAGAACAGUGUCUGCUGCAGCUGCAGUGAAUCAAAGUGAAGGGGGACACAGGAUCCAGAUGAUUCCAUCUCAGGGCAUCUCUGCUGGGCCUGCACAUGUAGGACAGCCAUUGCUGGAACCAGAAGAGCCAGAGGCAGACCAACACAACAGGCUGCAUAACCUACCAGCCAGUGCCACCUCAGUGACAUCAGACGGCACACUUGACAGUGGCAUGGGUUCCACUGUGUACUCAGACUCCCACAGCAGCCAGCAGAGUGUCCUCUACCAGUCCCUGCUGGAGCCUAUUACUAUGGCAACACAGCAGUGCCAGAGCAAUAGCCCUUUUCUGACAGAUCGACCUCACUCCUGUGAAAAGGGUGAAGUGUGGGGAGCAACGCUGAGCCCAGAGCUCAGAACUCGUUUGGGAGCUGCAGCCCGGAGAGGAAGUGCCCCUGUUAUUGACACUCAGAGGGCAAACCACAUUGCUCAACUCCAUGCCCUCAUUCAGUCUCAGAGAUCAAUCAGUCCCACCCUCACAGUAACAGAGAACCAGUCAGAACUCAGUCCGUCUGGGCUUUACUCAGAGGCUAAGGAUGGCUUUCCCUCCCAGAGGGCUCCGCCACUGCUGCAGGUCUCCCCUGUCUCUUCACCUUCUGAGUACCGCCGCCUCAGUGACACCAGCAUCAGGCCGUCAUCAGAGGCCACCAGUGAGAACUUAACUCUGCCUGCGUCAAGUGGACGCAGACACUCUGACCUUAGUAGUCUUCUGAGUCUAACCUGUCAUCAAAACCACCAUUUUGCAAUGCAUAGAAAUGUGUGCCAGGCCUGCCUCUCUUUGCUUCUUGUAAGGUCACGUGAAGGGAGCAACCGUGGUCCUUCUGCUGUCACGCCAGCACACCUCUGUCCAUGUGACUUUAGACACCACCCGUCCUCUGGUGGAACAAUGACCACCCCGGCUUAUGGACGGUUGAAAGGUUCAAGUGAUUGUUCCGAUUUCUCACUGCUUCAGCAAUCCCUGUUCAAUAUAAUCAGCCGCAAAGCAGCCCCUUGUCACACCACACCCACACAAGCCUCCCCGCUACACUCCUCAGCUGCCCACAGGCCUGCUUGCAGUGAUGGAGAUAGCAGCCUCAAGAGUCAUCCCCUGAGUGGCAGUUUGGUUGGGGACCAAGAACCCCUGCGGGACUGCGAAGAUAGAUUCUGUGCCGGAGAGCAGCAAGUUACCAGGGCUGUGGGAGUGGCCGGUUCUGCAGGCCACCAGAAUCAACAGUCUAUCCAGGGCCUGCCCACUUCCAGUACCCCAGUGCAUGCACCACUGCAGUACAUCCAACCUGGGCACAGCUACCCUGCUCCUCCAUAUGCUGGCCCACACAGUGCUGCAACACCAGCUCCAUCCAGUCUGUGUUCAGUCAGCAUCCAGCAUCCAGUCAAUGCUGCUAGCUACACACCUCCAAGUGUGCAGCAGACCCAAGCUGCAGCAAGUAUUUCAGCAUCAGCUGUGCCACAGCAUGUUGCACAGAGCUACCAAGCACCAAGCCACCAACAGCAGCAGGCAACAGCAGCAAGCUCUUUGACCAUUCCUUUGAAAGUCCAACAGACUUGCCAAAACUGUGCGGCCCCAACUCAACAACAGGCUCACUCUGCAUCAGGAUAUGCUGCUCCAGUUCAGCAACAGACUGCAGCAGCAGCAACCACCCUGCCAACACAGCAGGCAGCACAAAGCUACCCUCUUGCAUCUGUAACCCCAACUAUGGCAGCCACGGACCAGUGUCAUCUUGCACAAGUUCCCAGCGCACUGCAACAUGUUCAAGCUGCAGUCAAUCUGCCAAGUCAGCAGCCUGGUCAGAGUUCCUCCACACCAGCACUUUAUAAUCAGCAAGAGCACCAACAGCCCUUGCUGCAAAAUACUCAGUCGAAUAUAAAACUAACACAGCAUGCUGGGCAGGCUUAUAUUCAGCCUCAACUCCAGCAUAGCCAAGAAACUCUGCAUAGUACACACCAUCAAAUGGCACAACAGCCUACACACCAUUCUCAAAAUGCUCAGUCCUCUGGUCAACAACAAAUACACACCCCAACCCCACAGAAGCACAGUCAGAAAACCAUGCAGACAGCAGUUCGACAACAGAGCCAUGAUAUAUCCCAGUCUACAGUCCACCAGGUUCACACCCCAGCUUCUCAACCUCAUCCGACAGCAGCCCCAGUUGUGCAGGUUGCAGCUACACACCAGAGUUACCCUGCUGCAGGUCUACCUGAUGCUGCCUCUCAGAGCUACCCACAUCCUGGACUCAGUGUGCUACAGCAACAGACUGCUCCAACUCAGCAGCAGUACAUGCCUGCACAGUCUACUGCAGCUCCACAGAACUAUGGUGGAGCUAACCAGGUGGUGACUCCUCAGAGCCUUCCUGCCUCCUCCCAACAUAGCCAGCAUAUCACACAACAAUUUCAACCCUAUCUUUGCAUCGGUGCUUUCCUGAAUCAGAAUGUUCCUGCUGGUCAAAACAUGUCACAUCUUGGACAAGAUGGACAGGGCCAUGGGAUAAAUCUCAGCCAAUCAGCUUCCAAUGUGCCAGCCCAGGCACUUCUUCCUCAACCACCACCACCAACACACCCAUCCCAGCAGAUUCCCCAGCAGGCUCAGGUCAGCCAUCCUGAGCUUGCUCCCUCUGCUCAGCUCCUCCAACCUGCAGUCUUCUCCUCACCUGUGCAGAAUGGGUCGGACCUGAGCACAGUCACCACUGCUGCCCAACUGGACAACAAGAUCCCAUGCCAGCUGCCCCCGCAGGCCCUGUCCCAGAGUCAGGUUCAGAGCCAGAUUCCUGUGCUGCAGCCCUCCGAUUCUCAGAGAGGAUCAUCUGGGUCUGCCAGUUCCUGUCUGACUCAGCAGAAGCAGCUCCGUGCUCUCACAGGAGCUGCAGGUCAGGGUCCGACAGAGACCAACAAGGAGGACCAAGCUGCAGAGAAACACACUGGAGGGCAGAGCUAUGACAGUGUCAACUCUGAUGCGACGUCAGGGAAGGAGAUGAGUGACGGAUAUGAGGGUACACAUGGAGGUAAAGGCGAAGGAAAGGUUCGCAAACACCACCGCAGGUCUACUCGCACUCGUUCUCGGCAAGAGAAGAUUAGCAGGCCAAAGCUCAACAUGCUCAAUGUAUGCAACACUGGCGAUAAGAUGGUAGAGUGUCAGUUGGAAACUCAUAACCAUAAAAUGGUCACUUUCAAGUUUGACCUGGAUGGAGAUGCACCAGAGGAGAUUGCUACAUAUAUGGUGGAGAAUGAUUUCAUUCUGCCUUUAGAAAAAGAAGUGUUCAUCGAGCAGUUGAAGGACAUUGUGGACAAGGCUGAGGACAUGCUGAGUGAGGACACUGAGGGUGAGAGGAACUCUGACCAGGGAGGCAGUCCCAAACAGAGUGAAGGAGCUGGCACACUGGGAACAGAGGGAUUGAAGGCUUCCACACCCAGCAGCCCACAGCUGGUGUACCAGCAAAAUGUUCUCCACACUGGAAAGCGCUGGUUUAUCAUCUGCCCUGUGGCUGAGACACCCAUGUUAGACAAAGAGAAGACUACAUCUCACAGCUCUACAGCCCAGGAACCUGAAAAGUCUGUCCCAUCAUCAGUCAGAACCAACAGCAACACAACUACAGCGACUACCCCAAUCACAUCUUUAUCCUCCCAAAGUCCGUCCUCCUCCUCCUCUCUGCCCCCUGUAGCUCAGACCACAGUGCAACCUCAAGACCAAAACGUUGACAAAGCCCGCAUCCAGCAGCCUCAGCCCUGUGUAACUAAACACGCCCAUGCUACUGCUAGUGCCAGCCCUCACAAAUCCCUUCCUGUGGAAGAGACUUGCAUCUCUGCUGUCUCCAUGGUAACGGACAUGCCAUGCUGUGCUAUUGUGCCACCUGUCUCUCUGGAUGUAAAUGCUAUUGAUAAAGGUACAGCUGGUGGUUUGGCCUCCUCUCAAACAAAUCAGCCUAACCAGAAGUCCAGCCCUACUGGAGAAGUACCCCCUCAGCUGGCCUCCCAUCAGUCAGUGGUCCUGCAGCAACCGUAUGCCACGUCCAUGCAGCCUGGGACAGUCACCUCCCAGCCCCAGAGUCCAGCACAUCAGACCUCCCAGAAUUCCCAGUCGUCAAGCCACCAGCAGCCCGUGAGUGGGGGGCCAGGAGAGUCGGACAGUGAGGGCCCACGCAGGGUGGAGUUUGUUGACCGCACCAUUAAGACUUUGGAUGAGAAGCUGAGAAACCUUUUGUACCAGGAGCACCCCCCCUCCCAGCCUUCCAGCACUGCGUCUGACCCACAGGCCUCCAGCACAGAGGGAGUCAGCUCACCUCCAGUCUCAGAUGGCCAGAGCGCCGAGGGAGCACUUACAAAGAAGAAAGGGGAGCCACUGCCUCAGAUUCCUGAGCGUACAGAUAGUGUGGGUGCACUAAGUGACUCUGCAGUGGCAGCAGCAAACAGGGUUUUGAACAGACGGGAUGUGACCACCAGCUCCAGUUCAUAUAGCUCCAAAAGCCGUUUUCAAAUCAUACCCACUCCACCGGAUGUAAUUUGUCGUUUUGAGAAAAGCAAUACGAGCUGCAGCACCUGCAGUUCCCCAGCGCCCUCUAGUGGUUCUGGAGGGUCUCACAGCCAGGCUCAGGGCAAAGGGAGCACAGAGAAGGGUUGUGUGGCUGUGAGCAGGUCCUCUGUGACCGCUGCAGCUGAUAAUGCGAAUGCAGGAACAUCCAAAACCAACAGUAGCCAACGUUACUCUGCCCCACCAAACUUCUACCAGGCCACCCCCACUUCCAGCCCUGAUCUCACCCCACACCAUAUCCCCCGGGCCCAGACCAUGGACACUCCGACCCAUCACCAAUCCUCUCACCUCUACUCUGACUCAGCAGACGAGGACAGCAGCAGCGUAGCCCUCCCUCCGGCCCACCCCGCUCCCCCAGCUCAUGCCCUGUCUGAGCACAGUGGAAGCGACCUCAUGAAGAGGGCAGUGGCCUUCCUGCGCCGCUCUGGUCGGAGCAAAAGUGAGCAGAGUUCUGAUUCACCGAGCCGACAGCCCGUGGCAAUGAAUGGUCACGCUCCCUCGCCUUCUGCAGGACAUGUCCAUUCGUCCUACAUCAGCAGUGACAAUGACUCUGAGUUUGAAGAUGCAGAUAUGAGGAAAGAACUACAGAAACUGAGAGAAAAACACAUGAAGGAGAUCUCUGAGCUGCAGGCGUUCCAGAGGAAUGAGAUUGAGCAUCUGUACAAGGAGCUGGGCAAAACAUUGCCCCCCAAUGUCGGCCUGCUUCAUGCUGCACCCCCAAGUGGCCGCAGGCGCAGGGCCAGCAAGCACAAGCUGAAGGCUGGAAAACUGCUCAAUCCAAUGGUGCAGCAGCUCAAAAACAAUCUCAACACCUCCACAGACAGAAAAGGUGAAAGUGCUGCCAGUUCAUCGGGCUCCCCGGCGAAAAGUUCAGUUCUGUCAGAUGGCUCUGCCCACUCCAGUGGCAGCUCCAGCUCCAGCACUCAGCCCAGCAUGGCCCCAGAGCAGGUCCACACCCAGCAACCCUGUUCCUUGAAGGGCUCUUUCUCCUCAGACAACAUCUACGCUGGGCUACACAAUGAUGGAAUGGCCAAUCAAGCUGGCCCUGGCCAAGGCUGGACGGUUUACCACCAAACGUCAGAGAGAGUCACCUAUAAAUCUAGUAGCAAACCACGCACUAGAUUCCUCAGUGGACCUGUGUCUCUGUCCAUCUGGUCCACUCUGAAACGACUAUGUCUAGGCAAAGAGCGCAGUAGUAGGUCUUCUCUCAACACCACCACCGCUCAGACAGCCGCCAGUCAAACCCAGCCGUCACUCACCACAGCCACACCCUCACCAUCGCCUCAGCCAAUCACGCGGCUCGCGCAGGUCCAGACCAACAACAGCAACAAUAAGAGAGGCACGUUCACGGAUGAUCUUCACAAGCUGGUGGAUGACUGGACGAAGGAGACUGUCGCAGCAGCCAGUCAGCCACGUCCUUCCCUGAAUCAGAUCAAACAGCAGAGACGCCAGCAGGACCUGGAAGGCAGAGCGCCACCUAUGGGAGCAGCUACACAUGAGAUGAAAUGCCGUGUUGGUCCCAGCAAGUUCCAGCUGCCUCUUUCCUGCCCCCUUACUGCUGCUUUAGGCCCUGGUAUGCCCACAACCUUAGCUCCCAACUCCUCAGCAAUGCUCCCUCCUGGGUACCUUUUGCCAGCAGGCUCCUAUGGCAGGAUGGUUCCUGGUCCUCUAUACCCCCAGCAGUGGCCUGGCACGCCUAGCCCCGUAGGAUCCAUGGGUCCUGUAGGCCUGCUUGGUGCUGCAAGAAUGAUGCCCUAUGCCGCAAUGGCAAACCCAGGGAUCAAAGCCUACCCUCUGGUCAUGCACGACCCCGAGAAUGGCCCCUGUCCGAAAACCACGAGGACUACCUAAUCUGUUGGCUAAAAUGUGUUAGUGUGUAUGGGCAGGAUGGUCCAACUCCAUUCUGUUCUGGUUCACCAGAGCCACACUUGUACAUAAUCUGAUCUUGUAAAUAACAUGAUGCGAGUGUUGAUAUUCUUUAUACAACACCUAUAUCUGUAGUUAAUUGUGUGUGUGUGUGUGUGUGUGCGUGCGCGUGUGUGUGUGUGUGUGUGCGCGUGCGUGCGUAUACUAUACAGUACAUGUUAAGUAUGUAUGUCUGGAUACCUAAUGCUUUUUGGCUUUGGUCUUGACAAAACUCGGCCAUACAAGACAUUUUGUCUGCGGUCACAAAAACGUAUUUCACUUUAUUCUUUAUCACUGCAGUUUUCACACUGAUUUCGCCUUUCUCUGUGCUCCAUACACAUUAAACACUACAUUGGAAUCCAAAUACCAGUGGUUUAAGAUGCAUAAACAGGACAGUAUUUAUGACGAAGAUAUUUGAGGAAAUGUAGUGCCUUGAACAUUGAUUUAUAGAUAUUUUUUCUUCUUCUGUGAAACAAAGCAUGUCUGCAUCCAAGUUAUUUUAUUUGAUGGUAGCUUGAGUGCAGUCUCUUUUUUUUAAUGCAUUACAGACACUUUUGUUUUCAGUUUACAUAUGAAUGCCCUUGUAGAACUGCACUAUUAACACAGUAUAUGCUCUUAUUUAAAUAAUAAAAUCAUUUUUUAACCCUUGUUUACUUUCCACCCCUGUGACAGAUGAAAUGCCAUAGUGGUGAGAUGUACCGUUGCCUUGCAGAAACAAAUGGUUAAUGUAAGACUGAUGAGAGAAGGAAAAAAAUUACGCCAGCAGCCAAAAUCCACUCGUUCAGGUCAAAUGGUUCAGUUGGACACGGCCUCUUUUUGAUAGGACAACUGAUGCGAGUUGGCAGUGUUGUAGCCUUGUGCUCAGAGGAAAGGCAGUGUCCAGAGCUAUAUAUACUGUACAUAGUUCUUUCUACAGUAUAUGCCUCUGGUAUUGUUCUGAUCAGAAUGUAGCAAUUAAUAUGUGAAGGCUUGAGGCUUAAAAGUGCAAUUUUAAACCCCUCCACAAAGCUUUGAUCGUGGCCUUGCCACAAGCCUUAUCUCUGAUGUGUGCAACAGGAGCAAGCUGACAAGUUGAACAAAGUUACAAAUCACCAAGCAACAGAAAGAAGUUACCAGGCAAAGUAUACACAUAAACCACCAAUCAAACUCUGAAGUCACUACUGCUAGAUGUUCUUUCAACUUGGCUGUCCUAUUACUCAGCAUACACUGUAUGUAAAAUGUUUUGUGCAAUCACCAGUUAGGUCUGAUGUUUUUUUUUUAAUUAUUUGAUGUUUAAAGCUUGAUUUUUUUUUUUUUUUUUUGAUGCUGCUAUCGUUUGAGGUGAUUCCACUGUACAGUUAAGCAUUCUGUUCCCAUACGAUGGUACCUAAAAUAAGAAAAACCUCCUCAAAUUACAUAAAACGAGACGCUGACAAAACAGUGUUAUUGCCUUGUUGAAAUUUUGAUGUUGUGAAUUUUUGAUUUCCCAGGUUGCUUUCAAUGACAGCCUCUUUUUUUUUUUUUUUGUCCGUUUUCUUUUCAGUAAUAAAUUGCAAAAUUCAAAUGAUACUUGAUGCGGGAGAUUUGCACAACAUAUAGUCUCCCUUAAUUCUAACCUAUGUUUAAGACACACUGUAUAUAGUUGGUUUCACCGCCUGUACUUUUUUAUCACUGACAAGCAUGGCCAACCUUUCAUGUUCCACAAAGACAAACAAUACAGCUACUAAGGUUAGAAAUUUCACAUUCUCCACAACACAAUUUAAAAGGUUUCAGCACCCCAAUCCUGCCAAGCUGUGAAUUGUACAGUUUCCUUGUAGUUUAUAUUUGUACAUUUUGUUUGUUUGAUUGUUUAGGGGUGUUGGCAGUCGUGGAGGGGUUGCUUUGAUGUAUAUUAUUCCAUCAAUUCGGUUUGAAUUGGACUUUUAUAGGAUAUUAUGCAGAGUCUUCUGCUUUGGUGAAAUACUUCCAGUAGUAAGAGAUUUCUGUUCUCUGUCAUUAUGUUUUGUUCCACCUCCCUCGCUGCUAACUCAUGGGGAGCAGCGGAGGGAGUAACUGUUUGACGGCACAUUCGCCUGGGUGCAGUGAUCAACUGGGGAGCUGAAAUGCACUGAGGAGGAGUAGACACGUCCUGCUCUGCUCAUCUAAUCUCACCUGUCUCUGGACAACAUUGCCCCCUGGUGAAUAUGCUGUGAUUGUCAAAGGCUUGUAUUUAAACUGUGUGGGAUUGCUUCUGCCUGCUGUAGGUCCCACUGCAUUACCCCACCCUGCCCUGCUGCACUCUAAUCACAGACUGUAUGUUGAGAGAGAAAUAAAUAUUUUGUGCUUGA